Spinacia oleracea (spinach) is the source of this 2293-nucleotide messenger RNA. RefSeq lists its product as uncharacterized. Gene Ontology annotation, cellular component: plasma membrane. Lineage: Eukaryota; Viridiplantae; Streptophyta; Magnoliopsida; Caryophyllales; Amaranthaceae. The coding region runs from base 474 to 1310 and encodes 278 amino acids. Gene Ontology annotation, biological process: phosphatidylinositol phosphate biosynthetic process; protein localization to plasma membrane. The transcript is spliced from 4 exons. The record is from RefSeq and is a predicted model, not a curated record.
GGAGAAGUUCAACUCUUGUCAUUUUUCCAGUGAGCAGGCAAAAGUUGAAUCAGAACAGGCAAUUGCCAUACCGGCCCAACCAGUUUAUUGAAAUCAAUCUCUCUCAUCUCACUACUUUCACGAGCCACCGGAAGCCGGCGAGAAGCAACUUUCACGGCGAGAAGCGGCGCCAGUGCAGACGAAUUGAUCUCCUCCUUGCCAGUUUAGGGUUUUUGAAUUGGGGAAUUUUGGAAACUAGGGUUCAUGAAUUGGGGAUAUUGGAGUUGACUAAUUAGACACGGGACACGAAGCACCGUCGGUACCACCACUGUUACCUGGUCAACGGAGACGGUGGCGGCGGUGUGGCAGCGGAAGUCCACCACCAGGAACAUGAGCGUUGUGGCUGAUUUUUAUUUAUAAAUCUCAUCAAGAUCAAUAUCAGGACCAGUACGUAGUGACAUCUACACCAAUAUCAGCAGCAGCAAAAGGAUCCAAUGGAGUCGUGGUGGGAGUCUGUAUCAAAAGCUCGCUCCCGAAUCCAAACCCUUCUUUCUUUCCUCCCUCCGUUAUUGUCAACCAGCGAUUCUCUAUCCUCCCUAGUGGACUCUGAUCAACCCGCCCGCUCUCUUCUAGACUCAUAUGAAGCCUACUCUGCCAUGUCAUCUGCUCUCUCCGGUUCUGGAGAUGACCCUCUUUGCCAAUGGCUCUACGACACCUUCCUCCAGUCUUCUGAUCACUCUGAAUUAGACUUCCGCCUUGUGGUGGUGUCAUUGGUACCUCUAAUUGCUGGCCUCUAUCUCUCCCGCAUCCACACCUUUUCCACUACCUCCCCUGCCGCCCAUGGGUCCCCGUCCCUUGCUGGGUUUGAAGCUGUUCUCUUGGCUUUGUACUCUUCCGAGGUUAAAUCUCGUGCCGGCAAACCCCUCCUUGUCUCCAUACCUUCUCCUGCUUACCUCUCUCACCAUCCUUCCCUCUAUCACACCCUAACUCCUCAACCUCACCCGUCUCCUUCUCAUAAUAGUAAUUACUUCUCUAGAUCAUCCUCUUCUUCUUCUCCUUCUGGUGUGUCUGGGAAUGGGAUUGAGAUUGGAGUUGGGGUUAUCUCACCUCCUCUAGAACGCCAAAUAGGGAUCCAAUCCACAAAGCGUGCUUCCAUUGUUGGGGUAGCCUUCCAUUGCUUUUUCAAACACAUCUCACAAAUGCCUCUUUGGUCUAAGGUAGAUCUAUGCCGUUUUGCUGCUUUGUGGGCUGGCAAUGAUUGUCCCUGUGCUCAUUCUCUUGACUUCCACUGUAAUACUCCUACUACAACUGCUAAUCGACUAGAUGACUGAUGACAAUGACGAUAAUGUCUCUAUCAGUGAGGAGCUUAUUGUUUCCUCUACCAUUAGCAGCAGCACAACUAGUAGGUCUAGUACCAUUGGAGGUAUCAUUGCUGAAAAUCCACACCCUCACCAAAACGGAGCAGCAGGAAGUGAAAUCAUCCUUUCGGACGUUAUUUCGAGGUUCGAUAUCAACGGCAAGAAUACCACUCACUCCCAAAUGUCUUAUUUUUUCUAAUUCUUCUGGGGGACAUGAACAUGGGCAGGAACAAGGAGAAGGAGUGAGGAUUUUGCUGCCUUGGGAGCUGUUGCAGCCUUUGCUGAGGAUACUGAGUAACUGCCUGUUGGCUCCUGCUUCUAUGAAUAACCAGGAAGUUAAGGACGCUGCUUCUGUUGCAGUGCGGCGUCUUUAUGCCAGGGCUUCUCAUGAUCUGGCUCCUCAGGCUAUACUGGCUACACGAAGCCUUGUUCAGCUUGAUAACCGUGCUCGGGCCACUGCUAAGGCUGCUGCUUUGACCACUUGUUCUUCCAAUGUUAACACCCCGGAAUCUAGUAAGCCUGAGGUCUUCUUGGUCUCCAAGUGAUGAAGAUUCCCAUGACACACUCCUCUCUUUGUUUUAGGAUGGUGCAGAUAGUGGCUAUGGAGCUAAAGCACAGGAAGUUUUGGGGCAGGUUAGAGGAAGGGAUUUUCGCCAUGAGAAAACCAAGAAAAAACGCGGAAGCUACAGAGGAGGACAAAUCGAUCUGGACUCUCAUUCAAUCAAGUUCAAUUAUGAUGAUGAAGAAUGACUUUUUGCUUAAAUGUUCCUGAAAAUGUGGAACUAGCAUCAAAUUUUGGUCUAAUGUUUUCUUACAUUUUUUUUGUACAACCAUUUUGGAUUAUUGAUGAUUGUAAUUGACAUGAUAUUGUUGGCAUACGGAGUACUUGUAUUUCUUUCCUGCAUCUUCAAAGUUCAAAUAUUUAUUCAUUUAUAUUAUUUUACUAGUCUUGCACU